Molecule: messenger RNA, 867 nt
Organism: Neltuma alba
Lineage: Eukaryota; Viridiplantae; Streptophyta; Magnoliopsida; Fabales; Fabaceae
Product: casein kinase 1-like protein HD16
Exons: 3
Coding region: 84-395 (103 amino acids)
Source: RefSeq, a predicted model, not a curated record
ACCCAGCAGUCCUACAAGUAAGUGAAUCAUUUCCUUUCAAAUGGAUCAAUAAGAAGUGGAAAGAAGGAUUCCAUGUUACCUCCAUGACCACUGCUGGCAGUCGAUGGGGUGUUGUUAUGUCCAGGAAUGCAGGGUAUUCUGAUCAGGUUGUGGAGCUUGACUACUUGUACCCAAGUGAAGGUAUUCAUCGGCGAUGGGAGAAUGGUUUCCGGAUAACAUCUAUGGCUGCUACUGCUGAUCAGGCAGCCUUCAUUCUUAGCAUACCAAAACGCAAAUUGCUCGAUGAAACUCAAGAGACUCUGCGUACCUCUGCCUUCCCUAGCACCCAUGUGAAGGAAAAAUGGACCAAGAAUCUCUAUAUAGCCUCAAUAUGUUACGGGCGGACUGUUUGUUAGCUGCCAGGGUGUGUACUUGGCAUGUAAAUGACAAAUGAGUCAAAAUUGAGAUGAGAGGGUUUCGAUGAUUGUGAAUUGGAAUGGUGAAGGAAAGCUCCUGGUCUCCCAUGUAAAAUUCUGGCAAGUGUAAAAUAGGAACGAAGAGAACGGGGACAAGAGUGAGAGGAGAGAGCUGGUAUACCCCCAACCAAGCCCAGCCAGUAGGAGAAUAAUUUUGAGUUUAUUUUUCAUUUGAUAGGAGGCAUGGCCAUUUUGUCAAUGUUUUUCACUUCACACAUGCGCUCCAAACAAUUUGCGAAUAUGUCUGUAGUGCUUUCAAAUCUUCCAAAGAGCUGCACGAGCCACGAGCCCAGAAUUUAAUUAAUUGAUGUUAUAUGACCUGUCUGAAUUUGGAACAGUAGUAAUAGGGUAAAAUCUUGAUUCUCGGAUAUGGAGAUAUCAAAUGGCAUGUAUUAAGCUGGUACGGCCGGGA